Messenger RNA from Triticum turgidum subsp. durum (durum wheat), 1110 nucleotides. The record is from the annotation of a GenBank genome assembly. NCBI's taxonomy places the organism in Eukaryota, Viridiplantae, Streptophyta, Magnoliopsida, Poales, Poaceae.
AUGUCCUCGCCUAGCAAGACUUUGAUGGGAGGGAAGAAAGCAAAGGUGGUGGAGGGGAAUGCUCGGCUGCUCUGCAGUGAUGCGCUCACCGAGGUCUUCCACAAGCUGCCUGCCCGCACGCUCGCUUCUUGCAGGAUGGUAUGCAAAUACUGGAUGUCAUUGCUUUCCGAUGUGCAUUUUCUUCACGAGCACCUGAACCGAAGCCAGCAGAAGUUGCUGCUCUUUGCAAAUGACAGAGCAAAUGAUAGGUCUCUUGCCAUGGUGCUCGCAGACGCCAAUGGAUACAUGUACCAGCUGUCUAGGCCCUUGGUUGCUCAGAGCCUGUUUGUGCACAACUCUUGCAACGGCCUGCUCUGCCUAGGUGACAGUAAAGGAGCAGUGGAGUUGCUCAACCCGACAACCGGUGAAUCUGUUGUGUUGCCGAAGCCAAUGUACACUGCAGGAAGCAGCCAAUUCUCAUCAUGCAACUGGCACUGCUUGGGGUUUUGCCCGUCAACUAAGCAACACAAAAUUGCGCACUUUUAUCCGGGAGCUCAUGCUGGUUCUCUCGAGGUGCUCUGCGAGAUAUACACAAUUGGAGAUAGAGACUGGAGACAAAUUGGGACUCUCCGUGGGGCACCAAUUGAUAGAGGUAUACAUGUGAAUGGUUCGGUGUAUUAUUUGACAAGGUUCCGUUAUAUCUCUUCAUCACGUAUCAAUUGUUUGAAUCUUCAAAGUGAAAAGUUUGAUGUCUUGAUGCUUCCUCCACGCAAGACCUAUGGAGGGCACUGUUCUUUGUCCGAGCUCGAGGGAAAACUAUGUUUAUUAGUUGUGGAUGGUGCGCUUGAAGGUAUACCUCGUACAAUGGACAUAUUAAUGCUCGAUAACGAUGAUAAGCAGAGUUGGACUCAUAGAUACCACAUAUCUUUGCCUCCGUUGAUGCAAUCAUGUUAUUUCACUCCAAGACACACACUUUUUCAUGAUUCCAAAAUUUGGGUGCAGUUGUUUGCUCGGAACUUAUAUUGCUAUGAUCCAAAUUCAAACUCUGGGGAAUUGGAGAUUGCCUGUCCAGAAUCUGAGUUUCCUUUCAGCAUUCAUACGUUUGUUGAAAGUAUAGUUCCUCUGCGUUAA